AAAAACUGUUAAAACCCUAAUCCCUCUUUCUCCUCGUCGUCGCUUUUCUCUCUCUGAGCUCUAAGGACGAAGAUGACGGUGGAAGCAGUGAACCCUAAGGCGUAUCCGUUAGCUGAUUCUCAGUUAGCGAUAACGAUCCUGGAUCUCGUUCAACAGGCUACGAACUACAAGCAGCUCAAGAAGGGAGCUAAUGAAGCUACCAAGACGUUGAACCGUGGGAUCUCUGAGUUCGUCGUUAUGGCUGCCGAUGCCGAGCCGCUUGAGAUUCUUCUCCACCUUCCUCUUCUUGCCGAAGACAAGAAUGUGCCUUAUGUGUUUGUACCAUCGAAACAAGCGUUGGGAAGAGCAUGCGGAGUGACAAGACCUGUGAUCGCUUGUUCAGUUACAUCAAACGAGGCAAGCCAGUUGAAGUCACAGAUUCAACAGCUCAAGGAUGCAAUUGAGAAGCUCCUAAUCUAAGUGAUGGGGUGUCUUGGUAUGAAGAGUUCCAUUUGUGUAAUCUCUUUGUUGUAAUUUCGUCUCUAUGUUGAACGUUUUUCUUCAAGUUUUGGAUCUUGGUGCUUGGUUUGUGUUGAAACAUUAAUGUCAAAGAGCUUUUCUAUGGUC
Messenger RNA from Brassica napus (rape), 606 nucleotides. Its product is annotated as NHP2-like protein 1. Gene Ontology annotation, biological process: mRNA splicing, via spliceosome; maturation of SSU-rRNA; ribosome biogenesis. Lineage: Eukaryota; Viridiplantae; Streptophyta; Magnoliopsida; Brassicales; Brassicaceae. The record is from RefSeq and is a predicted model, not a curated record. Gene Ontology annotation, cellular component: precatalytic spliceosome; small-subunit processome; nucleolus. Bases 73 to 459 code for a protein of 128 amino acids. The transcript is spliced from 2 exons. Gene Ontology annotation, molecular function: RNA binding.